AUGAAUGUCUUCUGGGAAGCAGAAGUAUCUGCGUCUUCCUUCGUGUUCGGCAGCGCGGCGCUCGCUCCCUCCGAGCCCGGUCCUACCUCAGCCGCCGCGCUCCGGGCGGCCGCGCUCUCCUCUUCGUCGUCGUCCCUCGUCCUCGUCGUCCUCGUCCUUGUCGUCCCAAUGAUGGCUUUUCCUGGGACCACUCAGAAGACUUCCCUUCUGUUCACGCUGCCAGGUAAGACUGCCCGAAGCACUGACAGCAUCACGGACUGGCACCACCUGGCACCCGGCACUGCAGAUGCUGCAAAUCGUCUUCUUGGGAAAGGGGCCGCCGCGCGGCUGCGGGAUGCGGCGGGCAGGGACCCGCUGGCCGCCGACCUGCGCUGCAGCCUCUUCGCCGCCGCGCUGCAGAGCUACAAGCGCGACUCGGCGCUCAGGCCCUUCCCGGGCCGCUACGCGCACGGCGACACCAAGGACUUCGAGGCGCUGCUUGCAGAUACAAAUGCCUUACCAAGCCUAAAAGAGCUGCUAGAAUCUGCCCCAAACACAGAGAAAAGGGCCUGGGAUUUGUUUGGUUGGAUUUUAUCAUCCAAGAUCUUGAUGAUACAGAGUACUAAGAAGCAGGAGUAUGAGAAGAUCCAAGAACUCACGGGGAUGUCUGGUGCUGCUGUUCCCGCUCCGGAUUUCCUGUUUGAGAUCAUGUAUUGCGAGCAAAUGAACGCCAAGUUUGCCGAGACCAGGGGAGAGCGGGACCUCAUCUACGCAUUCCAUGGGAGCCGCCUCGAGAACUUCCACUCCAUCCUGCACAACGGCCUGCAGUGCCACCUGAACAAGACAUCCCUGUUUGGUGAGGGCACCUAUCUCACCAGUGACCUGAGCCUGGCUCUGCUCUACAGCCCUCACGGGCUCGGUUGGCGCCAGAGCGUUUUGGGCUCUGUCCUUAGCUGCGUGGCUGUUUGUGAGAUCAUUGACCACCCAGAUGUGAAGUGUCAGGUGAAGAAGAAAGAUUCAGAAGAAAUAGACAGGAAAAGAGCAAGAGUGAAAAACAGCGAAGGGGGCGAUGUGCCACAGAAAUACUUUGUUGUCACAAACAAUCAGCUUUUACGAGUUAAAUACUUACUAGUAUAUUCACAGAAACAGCAUAGAAGGUCCCCUAGUCAAGCCUCCUGGCUUUCCACGCACCGGUUUGCUGUAAUGAUGAUGCUCUACCUGCUGCUGCUAAUGGUGAUAGGGGCCAGCAAUUCCCCCACCUUCCUCUACUACUGGCACAGAAUGUUCGACUCAGAAGGAUGAAUUGCCUGGGAUGAUGAACUAUUAUUUUCACCAUGUGCCUUAAUAAUAGCAAAUUCACUGUGUACUGCAUCUGUUGAAGAGCUCUGAAUGUGAAGGUGCUUGGAGCUUUCCAAUUCCGUCUACACCAAGUUAUCCUCGUGGCAUCUUUCCCUUUAUUCUUAUUUCUGUGCUCCCACGAUUCAGGAGGAUGCCCAGGACAGCUGAAGAGGGUUGUGAUGGUGCAGUCUAGCAUGAACCAAUUGCUAAGGGUCCAUAAAAAAAAGCUAUUUAAAAUUAAUGAAAACUUAGUGGGACAUUUUCUGUCAAGCUGGGGUAGUAAUAUUUGCAUGCAGU
Messenger RNA from Nothoprocta perdicaria, 1614 nucleotides. RefSeq names its product poly(ADP-ribose) polymerase family member 16 (gene PARP16). Bases 1 to 1281 code for a protein of 426 amino acids. The transcript is spliced from 8 exons. Gene Ontology annotation, cellular component: intracellular anatomical structure; nuclear envelope; membrane. NCBI's taxonomy places the organism in Eukaryota, Metazoa, Chordata, Aves, Tinamiformes, Tinamidae. Gene Ontology annotation, biological process: endoplasmic reticulum unfolded protein response. Gene Ontology annotation, molecular function: NAD+ poly-ADP-ribosyltransferase activity; kinase binding; protein serine/threonine kinase activator activity. The record is from RefSeq and is a predicted model, not a curated record.